UAAUAAUUUUGGUUCGCAGCAUUUUGACAGAGAAUAAUAAGUCACUGUCAUCUUACUGUAAACUGUCAAGUCAAUUCCUAUUACCAUUUGCCUGGAAUAGUGGAAUUCAGGUUGUUGUUAUCUAAUCACUAAACAUGGGAGCACUUAAAAAGAGUACUGGCCUUGUGGGCAUGGCCGUAGCCCCAAAUCCACAUCACACUCUUGGUUCUCUAUACGGUAAAAUUCUGCGAGUUCUUCAAAAGAUGCCUGAAUCUGCUGGAUACAGGAAGCACACUGAACCAGUUAUUCGCGAAAGAGCUGCUGUGUUAACACAGACUAAAGAUGUGUACGAGCUUGAAUCGAAAAUCAACUGUGGUCAAGCAGAGGAACUGAUUGUACAGGCUGAAAAUGAACUGAAUCUGGCUAGGAAAAUGUUGAACUGGAAACCAUGGGAGCCACUCAUGGCUAAGCCUCCAAAAGGCCAGUGGGACUGGCCUCCUACUAAGCCUUAAUUUCCCUCCCAUGUUCUUGUUAGUAUCACUGUGUUUUAGUUAAUAUGAGUAAACUGUAAAUAUACACUUUGUUUCCUAUGUCAACAUAAGUGUACUCAAACUAGGUAUUCACACUGUUAUUUUAUGUUCAAUCGAAAAACAUAAUGGGAUUAUAAUAAAAUGUGCAAACAUUA
This is a messenger RNA of Helicoverpa armigera (cotton bollworm), 664 nucleotides long. RefSeq names its product NADH dehydrogenase [ubiquinone] 1 alpha subcomplex subunit 5 (gene ND-13B). The transcript is spliced from 3 exons. Lineage: Eukaryota; Metazoa; Arthropoda; Insecta; Lepidoptera; Noctuidae. Bases 135 to 491 code for a protein of 118 amino acids. Gene Ontology annotation, biological process: respiratory electron transport chain. The record is from RefSeq and is a predicted model, not a curated record.